Molecule: messenger RNA, 5175 nt
Organism: Crotalus tigris (Tiger rattlesnake)
Lineage: Eukaryota; Metazoa; Chordata; Lepidosauria; Squamata; Viperidae
Gene: KANK2
Product: KN motif and ankyrin repeat domains 2
Exons: 14
Coding region: 1097-3931 (944 amino acids)
Biological process (GO): negative regulation of cell population proliferation; negative regulation of actin filament polymerization; negative regulation of vitamin D receptor signaling pathway
Cellular component (GO): cytoplasm
Molecular function (GO): protein binding
Source: RefSeq, a predicted model, not a curated record
UUCCAAUACUUGACAUUCCUCUUCAGAUGCAUUUGAAAUGUUCAGUCCAAGAGGCAGCUAAUUAGAGCUUUUCUAGUAAUGAAGACAACAAUCCAGUUGGCCACAAUGUAGUCAGUAUUUGUUACCCAAUUUUGAUCAACUAUCCAAAUCCUAACUUUGCCCAGAGACAAAACUUUUGUUUUCCUACUGCUCCAAUCAGAAUCUGUGAAUAGUAUUUAGGAAUGAAAAAGGAGCUCUCUGAUGCUUCAUACACUUGAUCUUAUCCAAAAGGGCUGGGGUAAUAGAGAAACUGGUACUUGAGAACUGUUAAUCCCAUCUGGCAUGAAAUAAAGAAGAGGCUAUAUCCUGCUGCAGUCACACUAUCCUGUCUGGAUAGCAAUAGCAACAAGAAUUCUGAGCUGCUGAUAAGUUUUGAGAAUUUAUGAAUUAAUAGACAAGGAUGAAGUUAAAACAGAAGAGAUGUGCUGGCUGCUAUUAUAUGUUUAUUUUGUUGUCUUAUAAGCUUAUAAGAAAAGACAGAAAGAUUGAGCUUAAUCUGAAUGUUGCUUUCUCUAAAUAAAGGAAAUAAAUUUAGGAACAUAUAAACAAGUAUAGAGUGGUAUUAUUUGUUAAGAAAUGUUAAGAGUCUGAGGCUUGCAAGAGACCCAAGAACAAGAUUUGGAUAAAAUUGUGUAGACAAGGAAUGCUAUUUUUCACAGUACAAGUACCGGAAAAAUAUUAUGUGAAUUGGGGGUAUUUAGAAUGGAAUUUUCUUGUUCCGCCAGGCAUGGCAGCAUUUGCUGAACUACUUUAACAGCUUGAUAGUGAUUUGAAUCUGAAUAUUCUAAGGGCCAUAAUUACAUUUGGACUGUUGGAUAAAAAAAAAAGGGAAAAUAAAAGACUGACAGACAUGUGGAUUCAGCCUUCUCUCUCCAAGCAACAGAGAUAGGAAUGUAGGUCUGAUCCAGAAUAACAGAGUCAGAAGGGACCUUGGAGGUCUUCUAGUCCAACCCUACACAAGUAGGAGACGCACUACCAUUUCAGGCAAAGUGGGUUUCCUUCCUGUGAGAAGGCUUCUGGGGCUAUUUUGAAUGUGCAUACUGAUCAAGUGGAAAGAAUGGCCCAGGUUCUGCAUAUGGAAACUGCAUUCCCAGGAAAGGUCAAUCCCACCUCUACUACAAUCUUCCAUGGGAAGGAGCAAGACUUAACUUACUCAGUGGAGACUCCUUAUGGCUAUCGCCUUGAUCUGGACUUUCUCAAGUAUGUGGAUGACAUUGAGAAAGGCCACACUAUUAAGCGCAUUCCAGUUCAUCGCCGACCGCGCUACAGCUCAUUGCCUCGGGGCUAUGGCUACACUGGUUCAUGGUGGACAUCCACCGAGUCCCUCUGUUCCAAUGCCAGUAUGGACAGUCGCCAUUCCUCCUAUUCUUAUUGUGGCCGUAGCUUCUACCCACAGUACACUAAUGCAAUUCACAGCAGUUUCAAUGCCCGUGUGGAGAAAACUUUGCUGGAUGCUAGAAAGAAGUUAGAAGAUCAGGCAGAUCUAGAUGGGAAAACCCCCACAGCAAGUAGUCUAGGAAGUCUCCAUAGCAGUGUAUCUGGAUCAACAAGUUCUUUGGUUGGAAGCCAGUGUAUCUCACAUCAAACUUCUUACAAUGGCUCACGGCAAGGUGUUCCUGGACAAUUCACACCAAUUGGUUCUGGGUUGUCCACUCCAGUCUCACCAACUCCAGGACAUCUUCAAUAUGUUCGUGAGCAGAUGUCUGUGGCCUUGAAGAAGUUGCGCCAAUUGGAAGAACAGGUCAAGAUGAUCCCUGUCCUUCAGGUGAAGAUCUCAGUGCUACAGGAAGAGAAACGGCAGCUAAGUGUUCAGCUUAAAAGCCAGAAGUUCUUGGGGCACUCAGGAGGAUUUAGCAAGGGCAAAUCACGAGGGGAGCUCUACAUAGACAUCCCUGAAGAGGGGGCAGGUGGAAAUAUAGAGGACAGCAGUACCAGAUCUGACAUAAAGGAUAAAUUGGGUAAGAAAGAAGUGAGGUCAGUGGGCGUGGGAAGGACAGUUGAAGAUGGAGAAGAGAAUGUGGAUGUGGGAAGAUGUGACGUAGGGGUAGCAGUCAAGGAGGAGGAGUUGGGCUUACAUUGCCCAGAAGUGGAGGAGCAAUGCCAAGUUAUUCAGUCCCUAUCCACCAAGAUUGCUGUGUUAGAAACACAACUGAAGAGAGCACUCCAAGAUCUCCAAGCUGCCCAUCAGAAACUGGAGCAGCAGGGCAGGGAGAAGAAAGACAAAGAAACUUCAACAAGAGAUGAGGGCCUGACAGAAUGGGAAGCAAUGGGAGAAAGUGCACAGCAGUGGAAUGCCCCCAUUCAGGUUGAUGCAAUCAAAGUUGUCCAAAUGGAAAGGGAGCCAGACAUCGCAGCCAGCAGAGCUACUGGGCCUCAGAGGGCACAGCUCCUGGACAGCAAGGAGCCCUAUGCCAGCUUCAGGCCUUCAGCAGACAAAGAUUCAGUCUCUGAGAAAGUUCAGUUACCACUUUGUGCCACAUACCACAGCAGUGAGAUGAUAGAAACCACUUUCCCAAUUCAUGCUGGAGCAGCAAACACAGCCACCACCUUUCACUCUGUGAAAAAGAUCAGCAUUGUCAACACAGAGGAGGAUGGGGAUGGAAAUAAAGAAACAAGAGAACCUGAAGAAUCCCUGCAGAAAACUGAAUAUUCACUUCUUGACUCCCUCCAAGGAGAACAGGUAGUUCCUUGCCUCUCUGAAGACCCUAAAUUGGAUGUGCAGAAGGGAGAAGAGGAUCAAGUUUCAUCCACUGCAGGGAUCCCAUCAAUUAUGAAGAAGAAGGAAGAACCUACAGAAAUACUAACUAGGAAGAAAAGCCUCCACUUUGUGGGUGUCAAUGGAGGGUAUGAGUCUACCUCCUCUGAGGACUCCAGCACAGCUGAGAACAUUUCAGACAAUGAAAGCACUGAGAGUGAAUACCAUGAGGCGAAUGAGGGCCUCCCUUCUGGGCAGGGAAUUGUAGCUGAAGCUGUGAAGCUUUCUGGAAUUACCACAGAUACAUUACAUCCUGGCGUCCCUGUCGAGGUGGGGAAAAUAACUGCAGCAGACAGUCCCAGCAAGGAACCAACAGGCAAAACUGGGUUAGGUCUCAGCAAGGAAUUGCUUUCAGCCUGUGCAGUUCUUCAGAAAUACUUAGAGAGUCCCAAUCCACAAAUGGAUGGAGAGACGAAAAUAGCCUAUACCUCAAUGCUCCACUAUUGGCUCAAGCUAUCCUGCCACAAAGAAGCCGACCUAGAGUUGAUCUCACUGCACUUGAUGGAUUUCCGGGCUGUUUCCCCGCAAUUGCUAGAAUUCAUCAUCAAUAUGGCGGAUGCUAAUGGCAACACGGCUUUGCAUUAUACAGUCUCUCAUUCCAACUUCCCCCUUGUUGCAAAGCUGCUUGAAACUGAUUUAUGUCAUGUGGACCAACAGAACAAAGCUGGCUAUACAGCCAUCAUGCUCACAGCGCUGGCUGCCUCCCAGACAGAGAGUGACAUGGAGACUAUUGUGCAGCUACUGAAAAAGGGCAAUGUGAAUGCCAAAGCCAGUCAGGCUGGGCAGACUGCAUUGAUGUUAGCUGUCAGCCAUGGACGUCUCGAGAUGGUCCGUGCCUUGUUAGCAAGUGCUGCAGAUGUCAACUUGCAAGAUGAUGAUGGCUCUACUGCACUGAUGUGUGCCUGUGAACACGGCCAUGCUGAGAUUGUCCGCCUGCUGUUGGCUACCCCUGGGUGUGAUGUUGCCCAAUCAGACAAUGAUGGCAGCACAGCUCUCUCCAUCGCACUAGAAGCAGGCCAGAAUGACAUUGCCGUCAUGCUGUAUGCUUACCUGAACUUUGCCAAAGCCACGUCACUGGAUACCUUGAAGCAGCUGGAGCCUGAAAAUGCAGAUACGAUAUUCAGUGAUACUCUGUAACCCAAAGUAAGAUGAUAGAUUUAUUUUUAUCCAAAGGUUUUCUAACUUCUGCUUGAAAAUUUGGCACAGUCUGGAUGAAGGAAAUAUAUAUCUACAAAACCAUACAUAUUGCCGAUUUAUAUAAUUCCCUAGAAUUGCUUCCUGUCCUUAGCUUCUUUCACUGCCUUCAUCAGCUGAAAUCUCGCCAUCCACUCUGCUCAGAGGGAAGUGGAGCAGACCUUCCAGGAGAAGGAGCUUUAUGAGCUUCAUUUCAACAAUGUAGCCAUGUAUCCAGCUAUGCUUGAUCAGAUGCAGUUAUGUCAGAUAAUGAGCCAAGGGGUCUCUUAAUGUUGCUAUGGCCAUUCUGCUUUAUCAAAAGUAAUGUGUCUUUCCUUUUUAUCCCAAUUAUUCAAGAAGCAGGAGACACUGUAGGGCAGGGGUGUCAAACUGCCGGCCCGUAGGCCGGAUGCAUCAUAGCGAAACCGUGCCAACGCCAUUGCUGACAAUGGAAAAAAGUCGCAAUACAUCGUGACACAUCAUGUGAUGUUGCGAGUUUGACACCCCUGCUGUAGGGCAUAAAAGGAGGCCAAAAGGAACAAUUGCAGUUCCCUUCCCCAAACCUUCAAAAGUAGUUUGACUAAGAUCCACAGGCAUUGGCCUAGCUGCCAAAUUCAAACUGCUCCAUACUUCCUUCUAUUGACCAAUAAGAAGGUGCAAAAACUAUUCAAUCAGUGCCCACAUCUCCAUGUUUUUACUUCUCCUUCUGUGAAUUCCUCUGGUGGUUUCUCAAAAAACUGACAGUUUGCUGUGUGGGGAACUGCAAAGCCUCCAAAGACCUGUGAAGUAAUAGUUUCUGAGCACAAUGUGAUAGCAGGUAAAUAGUGAGAGAUCUGGCUUGAUCCAAGAAAAAAAAUCAGAGUGUUUUGAUGCUUCAAAAGGGAAAAAUCAGCAUUAGAGCAACUGAGAUUGACUAAAGCUGAGUGGAAAAUAAAUCAGCCCAGCUGCUCAAAUUGAGGCACCAAUGGAGCUGAUUCUUGAGCAAAAAAAAUUACCAAGAACUUGAUUAGUUUGGUGUUUCCAUUCCGUUGUUGUAGAGGGACCCAGCAGACUUUAGAUCUAUAUCUCUAUAUGAACUUCCUUUGCAGCAGCCAAAAAAGUCAAUGCAACCUUAGGCUACAUUAACAGAGGGAUAGAAUCAAGAUCACAUGAAGUUCUAGUACUGAAUUUAGUAAGGUCACACUUGGAAUACUGCAUCCAGUUCUGGU